GCAGUGUGGGGCGGGGGCAGAACGCCUCCGGCCGCGGGUUGGGCCCAGUGUCAGCAGCCGAGCAGGCGCUCGGGCGGGACAUGGCGGGCUGUGUGGCCCGGCGAGCCCUGGCGGUGGGCAGCCGCUGGUGGUCCCGCUCGCUAACCGGGGCCCGAGGGCCGAGGCCGCUCUGUUCGGCAGGUGGAGCUGGGGCCUUCCCACCAGCGGCGACCACGACGACGCGGAGGCACCUCUCGUCCCGGAACCGACCAGAGGGCAAAGUUUUGGAGACGGUUGGUGUAUUUGAGGUGCCAAAACAGAAUGGAAAAUACGAGACUGGACAGCUCUUCCUUCAUAGUGUUUUUGGCUACCGAGGUGUUGUCCUGUUUCCCUGGCAGGCCAGACUGUAUGACCGGGAUGUGGCUUCUACAGCUCCAGAAAAAGCAGAGAAUCCUGCAGGCCAUGGCUCUAAGGAGGUGAAAGGCAAAACUCACACUUACUAUCAGGUGCUGAUUGAUGCCCGAGACUGUCCACAUAUAUCUCAGAGAUCUCAGACAGAAGCUGUGACUUUCUUGGCUAACCAUGAUGAUAGCCGGGCCCUCUAUGCCAUCCCAGGCCUGGACUAUGUCAGCCAUGAAGACAUCCUCCCCUAUACCUCCACAGAUCAGGUUCCCAUCCAGCAUGAGCUGUUUGAAAGAUUUCUUCUGUAUGACCAGACAAAAUCACCCCCUUUUGUGGCCCGGGAGACGCUCCGGGCCUGGCAAGAGAAGAAUCACCCCUGGCUGGAGCUCUCUGAUGUCCACCGGGAAACAACUGAGAACAUCCGUGUCACCGUCAUCCCCUUCUACAUGGGCAUGAGGGAAGCCCAGAAUUCCCAUGUCUACUGGUGGCGCUACUGUAUCCGCUUAGAGAACCUCGACAGUGACGUGGUGCAGCUCCGGGAGCGACACUGGAGGAUAUUCAGUUUAUCUGGCACCUUGGAGACAGUGCGAGGCCGAGGCGUGGUGGGAAGGGAACCUGUGUUAUCGAAGGAGCAGCCUGCGUUCCAGUACAGCAGCCACGUCUCCUUGCAAGCUUCCAGCGGGCACAUGUGGUGAGUGGGGGCACGUUCCGCUUCGAGAGGCCUGAUGGCUCCCACUUUGAUGUCCGGAUCCCUCCCUUCUCUCUGGAAAGCAAUAAAGAUGAGAAGACACCACCAUCAGGCCUUCACUGGUAGGCCAGCUGAGGCCUGAGUACCUAGGCCUGGCCUCUGAAGAACAGCUCUUCUCCCAUAAUUGCUGCAGAACUCUCUCUCCACCAUGGGCCACAGUGGGUCUCUUUUAUCGUUUGCACCGUUUGGUUGUGGGGGUUCUUUUUCUGCGGGUGGGUAUAAUCGUUUUCUCCAGAAGACCUGUGUAGGACUCUUCCGAGGCUGGCCUCCCCCGUUAAGCCCUGGCUACACUGUGUUCCAGUAAACCUUUCCACCAGGAAUUCUGUGUUCAGCUGCCACAGGCCUGGGUUUCCUGGCCUGUCCCACAAGUUGUUUGGAAUAUGAGGUUUGGUCAAUAAACCAGUGCACACUUG
Molecule: messenger RNA, 1542 nt
Organism: Mustela lutreola (European mink)
Lineage: Eukaryota; Metazoa; Chordata; Mammalia; Carnivora; Mustelidae
Gene: POLDIP2
Product: DNA polymerase delta interacting protein 2
Exons: 11
Coding region: 81-1076 (331 amino acids)
Biological process (GO): error-free translesion synthesis
Cellular component (GO): nucleus; mitochondrial nucleoid
Molecular function (GO): DNA binding
Source: RefSeq, a predicted model, not a curated record